AUGAUGAACAACUCGGAUGCCGAGGCUGCUGUACCUCCCUCAAACAUCACUGUGACCUUCCCACCGGGAACCAAAAUACUGGAGGAUGGUUCGCGCAAUACUGGACACGGCGAUGGCCAUUUGGUGUUUAUUCCAACACCUUCUGACGAUCCAGAUGACCCAUUGAAUUGGUCUAAGGCGCGCAAAUAUAUCAAUUUCGGCAUCAUCUCUUGGUAUACCUUUAUGAUAUUUGUCAUUUUGGAUGUUGGAGGGGUCUGCUGGGGCAUCUGGGUUGAAUUAUGGAAUACUACUUUCAACGACCUGAAUAACAUCUACGGGGCCAAUCUUGCCGGAUUGGCCAUGGGAUGUGUUCUAUUCAUACCAUUUGCGCUGAAGUAUGGCCGCCGAGUUGUCUACAUCUUCAGUGUCACAGUUACUCUGGCGUGUACCAUCUGGAUGUCCCAAGUGAACGGUGUGGUAUCCUUGGUACUUGCCAACCUCUUUUCUGGUCUGGCAGGUGCGGUCAGUGAAGCUUUGGUGCAAAUGACGGUCGCCGAUAUCUUCUUCGUGCACGAACGAGGCACCUUCAACGGCAUUUAUCUCAUCAUGACCUCGGCUGGGGCAUAUCUCGGCCCAGUAGCUUCGGGGUACAUGGUUGAUGGCCAAGGCUGGAGGUGGUUGUACUACUGGUGUACAAUCGGUAUAGCCAUCAGCUUCAUCUCGAUUGUCUUCUUCUAUGAAGAAACCAAGUUCGUUCCCGCUUUGACAGGCCAGAGCAGCACCCCCAACCCUAGCCAAAUUCAAGAGCCACUGGAAGAUGCGAAGGAUAACACGGUUACCAGCGUCGCAACUCGAACAUCUGUCAUCGAUUACACCAAGCCAAUGAAAACAUACCGGCAACGAAUGGCACUAUUCACAACCACGCCUGGUUCUCUAUCGACCUUCCUUCGCCACGGUUAUCAGCCUUUCAUCGUCUUGUUCACUAUUCCAUCCGUGUUUUUGAUUUCUAUAAUCUAUUCUGGACUUCUGGCCUGGCUUUCGCUCAUCUUAGUGACCGAGACAGCGAUUUUCAACUUACCUCCCUACAGCUUUUCUGCGUCUGCGGUAGGCCUUCUAUACUUGGCAGGUUUCACAGGAUCACUUAUUGGUGCUGUGUAUGGAGGUCCGUUGAGCGAUUGGUCAAUUGUAUACUUGGCCAAACGGAAUGGAGGCAUCUACGAGCCAGAAAUGAGACUCUACAUGUCACUCUUCCCGAUGAUUCUAGGCCCUGGGGGGAUCUUCCUCUAUGGCUACACUGCGACCAAUGGCAUGCAUUGGAUCAUACCAAACAUCGGUGUUGCCAUUUUUGCAUUCUCAUUGGUGGCCAUUUCAGAUAACGUCUUGACGUAUCUGUUAGAUUCAUACUCCGAGAUUCUUGGAGACAUCCUUACUAGCUUGGCUUUUGUGCGAAACGGAAUGUCAACACUCAUCACCUUUACGUGCGCUUUCUGGAUAGACUCGCUCGGCUAUCAGAAAACCAUUCUCAGUUUCGGUUUCUUGGCUCUUGCUACCAAUCUGCUCCUUCUACCGAUGAUAUUCUGGGGAAAGAAACUUCGAAUCAUGAGCGCUCCGAGAUAUGCCCGUAUGGCUGCGCAACAGUUUGAUCCGAGAGCAAUAUGA
Messenger RNA from Exophiala spinifera, 1638 nucleotides. RefSeq lists its product as uncharacterized. Gene Ontology annotation, molecular function: transmembrane transporter activity. The transcript has 8 exons. Gene Ontology annotation, biological process: transmembrane transport. The record is from RefSeq and is a predicted model, not a curated record. The coding region runs from base 1 to 1638 and encodes 545 amino acids. NCBI's taxonomy places the organism in Eukaryota, Fungi, Ascomycota, Eurotiomycetes, Chaetothyriales, Herpotrichiellaceae.